Molecule: messenger RNA, 1125 nt
Organism: Rhododendron vialii
Lineage: Eukaryota; Viridiplantae; Streptophyta; Magnoliopsida; Ericales; Ericaceae
Product: probable serine/threonine-protein kinase PBL16
Exons: 2
Coding region: 565-855 (96 amino acids)
Source: RefSeq, a predicted model, not a curated record
AUUACCAUCAGUAAAUUGCGGAAAGGAAAAAGAAAAAAUCCUGUUGUGCAGAUGCUUUUGUUUGAUUUUAAAACAAUUAUAUGGAAAUAAGAGUCGUGUGAGGGUUGGAAGAAGCGUUCUUCAGUUGUUGUGAUUGUAUGAUUUGUCAUAUUUAGCCCUCAAUUAUUGGAAGCAAAGAUGUAUAUUGAAGAUACAUAAAUUAUCCCGAUUGGACAAGUUUGGAGGGAAAAAAGCGUGAGCUAGCUACAGUAACUGUUGCACAGCAAAAGAUUUUCUCUUAAUAAUAGGAGCAGACAGAUAUGUAUGCUCAUCGCAUGUUCUGCUUGAUAUGUGUUUAUGUUACUAGCACAUAUCUAAGAUACGUACUUUUCACUGUUUUUAUCUCAUAGUUUUCAAAAUUUGAAGUGAGGGGUGACUAUAGAGGGAAUGGAUACAUAAUGUUGCUCCCAAAAAAUACAGUUAUGUUAUAUUUGCAAUAUCUUGUUUCUAUUGUAUUCAUUUUGUAGUUUUGUACUUGAAUGUUCCUUUUUCUUACCUUUACCUUAACGGAAUAUCUUUGAAGGUAUGGACUUAGCUAGUGAUUUGGUUAAGUACACCUAUGAAGACUUGAACUCUAUCACUGGGGGCUUCUGUACCGAAAACUUUAUUGGGUAUACCAAAUCUGGAAAGGUGUUCCGGGGAAAGAUUCAGCAAGUUUUGAAGACUCAAGUGGUUACUGUGAAAAUAUGGGUAGAUGCUGGGAGUUGGAUAACUAGUCCACAUCGUCAAGUAUCUAGAUGGGAAAAAGAAAUCAAGCUACGGACAGAUCCAGAUGUGAAAGGGCAUCCAAACAUGGUAAAGUUGAUUGGGUGCUGAAGUGAAAAUGGGCAGCCUGGUGUUGUGUAUGACUUAGAACCAAUUAAUUCUCUGUCCAACAUAGUUCUUCAAGGUGAUCUAACUAUCUAAUAUUCAUUAUUGGUUAAUGAUUAAUUAGCAUGCCAUUGUUUUGGUAGAUCUUGGUGAAUUUUUUCUUUGAUCAGCAGUAGAUCUUGGUGAAUUGACAUGCAUGACAGCACAAGUAAUAGGUUUUUCCCCUAUUUACCAAAAAAAAGAAAAGAAUAGAGUUGUCAGCUGAAAAUUUGUGUG